Messenger RNA from Phoenix dactylifera (date palm), 4192 nucleotides. Its product is annotated as HEAT repeat-containing protein. Gene Ontology annotation, molecular function: protein binding. Gene Ontology annotation, cellular component: trans-Golgi network; recycling endosome. Lineage: Eukaryota; Viridiplantae; Streptophyta; Magnoliopsida; Arecales; Arecaceae. The record is from RefSeq and is a predicted model, not a curated record. Gene Ontology annotation, biological process: intracellular cholesterol transport.
GUGACGUAGACUAAACCCCUCUAAUCUCUCGUCCAACCAGAUCAGAUCUAACUUGGGUGGGAGGAAGGAAACAGGGGCAAGAACGACUUCCAGAUGCUGGGGAUCGGACCAAGAACAGCGGCCUCGCCUCUUAAUUAGCUUGGAAAGAUCAAAUCAUCAACCAGCCACGCCGCGGAGAGAGGAGGGGAGAAGGAGGAGGAGGAAGAAGGGCGUCGUCAUCGGUUGUUGCGAUGAUGGAUCCGUCGUCGCGGGCGAUGGACGUGGAACGGUCGUCGCUGUGCAACUGCGUGGUGAAUUUCCUGCUGCAGGAGAAGUAUUUGCUCACCGCGUUCGAGCUCCUCCACGAGCUCCUCGAGGACGGUCGCCAGGACCAGGCCAUCCGCCUCCGGGAGUUCUUCUCUGAUCCCGCCCACUUCCCCCCCGACCAGAUCGCCCGCUUCAACGCCCUCCGAGUUGCAGAUCCACAAAGUUUGCUAGAAGAGAAAGUAGCUGUAGAAGAAAAAUUGGCGAUCAGUGAAUAUGAGCUUCGUUUAGCCCAAGAAGAUUUGUCAAGACUGAAGGCAGAGUUGCAAAAACAGAGGGAGUUCCAUCCUGAUGAAAGCAAUGAACUACAUUCGGAUGUCUCUGUAGCUGAUGGUCCUAAAAACCAACAGGAUAAGAGAGAGAUCACUUUUUCUUCUUUAGGCCCACUAAAAGACACUGAACGUAGAGACCUAAAUUGUGCUGUGAAGGAGUACCUGCUUUUUGCUGGGUACCGUCUUACUGCCAUGACGUUUAUUGAGGAGGUUACGGAUCAAAACCUUGAUGUCUGGACAAACAGUUCAGCUUGUGUAUCUGAUGCUUUGCGCCGUUACUAUUAUCAGUACCUUUCUUCUACCUCAGAGGCUGCUGAGGAGAAGAUGUCCAUUCUCCAAGAAAAUGAAUCACUAUUGAAAGAAAAUGAGAGGCUUAAUAAUGAAAAAACCUCCUUGCUUAGAAACAAGGAAUUCACUGAUGGCCAGAUUGUAGUUCUAACAAAGUCCUUGGAAGCUGCCCAAAAGGAUUUAAAGGACAGAGAAACUCUGGUUCAAGGUCUGAAGCAGUCUUUGGAUCUUCAGAGAAAGGAACUCAAUGACUGCAGAGCUGAGAUCACUGCACUAAAGAUGCACAUAGAAGGGGCCCGAGCUAGUAGAGGGUGGACUGGAGAAAGUGAAAGGAGACAAUCUCUUUCAAUUGAUAAAUCUAAGGAAGAAAUGAAAUCCUCGCAUAGUGAAAUAGAAAACUUAAAGACAUCCACAGGAAAUUCAGAGAGCGAGGAUACACAGCCAGAAGAAAAAGUUGUUGGGGCUAAUGAAGUAGCCUUAUCGUCUAAUCCCAUUGAGUCGGUAUUUGGAUCAUAUGUCAAGAAUGCUGAAUGUACUUCUGAAGAAGACAGAAGUACUCCUGAAGACAGAAUUAAGCCCAAUGAUGCAAUUUCUGAUUCCUUGACAAUUUCUUGUAAUGGUAAUUUACUUACUGAAAAUCGACAGAAUCUCCACAAUCACAUUUCCGAUUCACCAGCUGAAGAUAGAGGGUUUGUUCAAAAGACAGAGAGUCCUAAGAGGGAAAGAACUUCUGAUAAGAUGGCUUUGGAGACCAUCCAGAUACUUUCAGAUGCUUUGCCGAAGAUUGUACCUUAUGUUCUGAUCAACCACCGUGAGGAGCUUCUUCCACUGAUCAUGUGUGCAAUUGAACGUCAUCCAGAUAGCAGUGUGAGAGAUUCUCUAACUCACACAUUGUUUAAUCUAAUUAAACGACCAGAUGAACAGCAGAGACGAAUUAUAAUGGAUGCCUGUGUAAGCCUAGCUAAGAAUGUCGGAGAGAUGAGAACUGAAACAGAGCUUCUUCCCCAGUGCUGGGAACAGAUAAAUCAUACAUAUGAAGAGCGACGGCUACUAGUCGCCCAGUCAUGUGGGGAGCUGGCAGAAUUCGUUCGGCCUGAGAUUCGGGAUUCUCUCAUUCUAUCCAUUGUGCAACAACUAAUUGAAGAUUCUGCCACAGUUGUGCGAGAGGCUGCGGCUCGUAACCUGGCAUUGCUGCUCCCACUCUUCCCAAACAUUGACAAAUAUUUUAAGGUUGAGGAGCUGAUGUUCCAGUUGGUCUGCGAUCCUUCAGGAGUGGUCGUUGAUACUACACUUAAAGAACUUGUUCCUGCAGUAAUAAAAUGGGGAGGUAAAUUGGACCAUAUCCUACGAGUCCUUCUCUCCCACAUCUUAGGUUCUGCUCAGCGUUGUCCACCUCUUUCGGGGGUUGAAGGUUCUGUAGAUUCUUAUCUUCGUGUUCUGGGAGAACGAGAGCGCUGGAAUAUUGAUGUGCUGCUGCGGAUGUUGAUGGAAUUGCUUCCAUUUGUUCAUGAGAAAUCUAUUGCAACUUGUCCUUUUACUUCUGCAAUUGAGUCUCUUACAAGUUCAGAGAAUGGAAAAUCCUUUUUCUCUGCUUCCUUGCUUCACUUAUAUGCAGGGGGUCAUGUAGACUGGCCUGCAUUUGAUUGGAUGCACAUCGAAUGUCUUCCUGAUUUGAUUCAACUUGCUUGCCUCUUACCCAGUAAGGAAGACAAUCUAAGAACUCGAAUCACAAAGUACCUUUUGGAUGUUUCUGAACGGUUUGGGGAACAUUAUCUUGUGCACAUAAUGUUGCCAGUUUUCUUGGUAGCUGUUGGGGACAGUGAUAGUGCUGACUUGACAUUUUUCCCUUCUGCCAUCCAAUCUAGAAUAAAAGGUAUCAGGAACAAUCUCUUAGAGAUCUUAUCAUCAUUUCAUUAUCAAAAAAUUCACUCAUCUUGCUUGAUCACAGGCUUACGACCUAAAACUGCCGCGGCAGAGAGACUUGCUAUCAUGUGUGUACUUCCACUGUUACUGUCAGGUAUUUUGGGUGCUCCUGCCAGUCAUGAACAACUAUCAGAAUACUUGCGAAAACUGCUAGUGCAUAACACAAUGAGUGAAGGUUCUUGGUCUAUGUAUCGCACUAGUGAGCUCAUUGAUGCAGUUCGCUUCCUUUGUACAUUUGAGGAGCAUCAUGGAAUUAUUUUUAAUAUUUUAUGGGAAAUGGUCGUGAGCUCCAAUGUGAACAUGAAGACCAAUGCUGCAGCUCUGUUGAAAGUCCUUGUACCUUACAUUGAUAUUAAAGUUGCUUCAACUCAUGUAUUGCCUGCGCUUGUCACUCUCGGUUCUGAUCAAAAUUUAAAUGUAAAAUAUGCGAGUAUUGAUGCAUUUGGAGCUGUUGCCCAGCAUUUCAAAAAUGACAUGAUUGUUGACAAGAUACGCAUACAAAUGGAUGCUUUUCUUGAAGAUGGAUCACAUGAAGCUGCUAUUUCUGUUAUUCGUGCAUUAGUGGUGGCAGUACCGCAUACAACUGAUAGGCUACAAGAAUAUCUUUUGUCAAAGAUUUUUCAGCUUACAGGCAUGCCAUCUCCUGGAAAUGAUGUUAUGCGCCGCCGUGAGAGAACAAAUGCAUUUUGUGAAGCAAUCCGUGCUUUGGAUGCUACAGAUCUUCCUGCAACCAGCAUCCGAGAUUUCCUCUUACCUGCCAUACAAAACCUGCUAAAAGACCCAGAUUCUCUCGAUCCUGCACACAAGGAAGCGUUGGAGAUUAUAAUGAAGGAGAGGUCAGGAGGAACAUUUGAAAGCAUCAGCAAGGUGAUGGGAGCUCAUCUUGGCAUUGCAUCCUCUGUGAGUAGCUUCUUUGGCGAGGGUAGCCUUCGUGGAAAGAAAGAGGGUGGAGGACCAGAGCUUGUGGCCUCUCAGCAGCCCAGCCCAUCGACCCAACAAGAUGACACACGGUUCCAGCGAAUCAUGAGGGGUAGCUUUGGGGACAUGUUAAGGGGAAAAGGGAAAGGCUAUGAUGAUUCUCCGAAACAAUUGGGCUGAAGGUGAAAAAGUCGGGUGUUUUUCUGCUAUUGAAAAGCCUCCCUUGUGGCUAUGGUUAUACCGCCAGAUGGUUUUUGCCAAUUUUCUUUAGGGGGGAACAUCUUUUUUUCAUCAGAGGUUACUGGGAGUUGGUAAACAGGGCAGUAUGGCUGUGCAUAAGCUGAUGUUCUUUAGAAUACUAGGGAGACGAAAGAUCUCUGUAAUCACAGAAUGUUUGUCAUUCUUCCCAUAGUGCUUGAUAUUAAUCCAGCAUUCUUUGGACUUGCUACUCUUGCAAUUACAAUUGUUUAUUUGCACAUCUUCAGAGA